GGCGAAGUGCAAGCUGUCAUCUGAACCCUGCAUGAACGGCGGCUACACCAAGAAGAACUGCAAAUGUGCUUGUCCGUUGGGCACGACAGGCGCAAAAUGUGAGAACUUCGUCAUGAGCUACAACGACGCCCUGAUCAAGCAGCUGACCCCACAUAGCGCCAACAUCACCAAGCCAGGAGAAGUCACCUCUCCUGGCUACCCCAAAUCUCUCCGUCUGGGAGCGAUGCGAAGCACGCAGGUGAUACGCGCUCCCAAGUGCCAAAGGGCCGUGGUCACGUUCACGGACUUCCAGCUCGAAGACGACUGCAACGACAACUCCUUGGAGAUCCGCACUGACGUUUCCGUUGCGAAUGGCCAAUGGUUCUGUGGUGAAGGAAUAGCAAAGGGAACAGUUUUCAAGAGUGACAAGUCGGAGCUGAUCUUCCACUACAAGAACAGAAACCCUAAAAUGCCGGAAGCUGGAUACAAGGCUACCUUCACCACCGAGGCCAUUCCCAAAUGCAGCUAGGUGCUAGUUGAUGACGGUGCGUCUACUGACUGAAAUCCAUGAGAAGAGAUGCCUAUUGGGACGAUGACUUGGAUAAUUACCGUAAAUUGUGUGCAAUAACUACAAGUUUUACCUCAAAAAUAUAAUAAUGAGU
Hyalella azteca is the source of this 641-nucleotide messenger RNA. Its product is annotated as blastula protease 10. The record is from RefSeq and is a predicted model, not a curated record. Lineage: Eukaryota; Metazoa; Arthropoda; Malacostraca; Amphipoda; Hyalellidae. Bases 32 to 508 code for a protein of 158 amino acids. The transcript is spliced from 5 exons.